Messenger RNA from Didymella exigua CBS 183.55, 1402 nucleotides. Its product is annotated as DHHC zinc finger membrane protein. The record is from RefSeq and is a predicted model, not a curated record. Gene Ontology annotation, cellular component: endoplasmic reticulum membrane. Bases 16 to 1356 code for a protein of 446 amino acids. The transcript is spliced from 2 exons. NCBI's taxonomy places the organism in Eukaryota, Fungi, Ascomycota, Dothideomycetes, Pleosporales, Didymellaceae. Gene Ontology annotation, molecular function: protein-cysteine S-palmitoyltransferase activity.
GUCUUUUCCACCAACAUGUCCACGCUAUCCCAGCUAGCCGUACCCUUCGUGUACGGUUUAAUUUUCUUCCUUGGAUACCCUCCGCAAUGGCUGUUGAUGCACCUCGAGCCAAGCCCGCUCACGAAGAAUGAACUCAUUGCAUCAAAUGUCACUCUGGUCUUGAUAUGGAUCACGUAUACAAAGAGUGUAUUCGUUGACCCCGGGACAAUACCAAAGGAUUGGGUGGAGCAAGAGCUAGGGGACAAGAAUGUGUAUGCCAGCGAGAGGGAGCGAGAUGCGGUGGCGAAGAGUAGGAAAUGGUGUCGGAAAUGUGAUGCUGCGAAGCCACCGAGGGCUCAUCAUUGCAAGGAGUGCAAAAGGUGCAUACCCAAGAUGGACCACCACUGCCCAUGGACUGCGAACUGCGUAUCCCACAUCACCUUUCCGCAUUUUAUCCGCUUUCUCCUUUACGCCACAAUUGGUCUCAGCAUCUUCGAGUCGUUCCUCAUCGCACGACUCGCUCACCUUUGGAGCAACCGCGAUCUGCCAUCCUACCUAGGCCCAUCACUCAUCCAGCUAGCGCAUCUCUUCACCACACUCAUCGUAAACAGUAUCACCCUCUUUGUACUUGGCAUCCUGAUGCUGCGUAACAUCUGGUGUCUUGCCGUCAACACCACCACGAUCGAAGGUUGGGAAAUCGAGCGCCACAAGACCCUCCUCCGGCGCGCCCGCCACUUCGGCGGCUACCUUUCCACGCCAGAUGGCUCCAAAGUGCGAAUGAAGCACCAGGAGUUCCCCUACGACAUCGGCAUCUUCGCCAAUAUUGCCCAGGGCAUGGGCACAGCUAACCCGCUCUCGUGGUUCAAUCCCUUCGCGGCUACGCCGUCGUUGAAGACGGGAUUGAGCUUCGAGACAAACGGCUUCGAAGAUAAGGACACAACAUGGCCGCCCCCGGAUCCAGAUCGGAGUUACCGCCGCCGGGUCAAGGAGGAUGGGCCUGCGUUUACGUACCGGGAUGCGGAGCUCAGUAAGGAGGACACGCUCGCGGCUUUCCGGGCAAGGCAGGCGGAAGAUGCGGUUCGCAGGCGCAAGCCAUUCGUUGAGCGUAUGGAGGCGCUGAGAGAUGAGAGACGAGACGAGUAUGAGUACGAUCACGGGGACGAUGUGAGUGAGGAGGCCGAAGAUGAUGAGAGGAAAUACGGUGAGGGCGAUGAAGGGGAGGAGGGAUGGCGGAAUUCUGAGGGUGAGAGACUGAAAGACUUCGGGGUCGAUGAGGACGCGGAGUUCUAUGAUGAGCAGGAGGAUGAUCUCCCGUUGAGUGUGCUGAUGGCGAGAAGACAGGCGGCCGCGCCUGCAGCCUCCGGCUUAACAUAUUAAUUUUAGAAAAUCUUCAAUCACGAACUACUUGAAUCUCUGACUGCGG